Molecule: messenger RNA, 829 nt
Organism: Drosophila grimshawi
Lineage: Eukaryota; Metazoa; Arthropoda; Insecta; Diptera; Drosophilidae
Gene: Cpr76Bb
Product: pro-resilin
Exons: 1
Coding region: 13-729 (238 amino acids)
Cellular component (GO): extracellular matrix
Source: RefSeq, a predicted model, not a curated record
GAAGGCAAGUGAAUGGCUCUGGCCCAAAGCCCCAAUGCGCCGAGCAAGUGCUAUAAAAACUCUGAGUGGCAGCACCAAGAACCAACAGACAUCAUCACGAAGCCAAGCGACUGUGAAUCGAAGACAAUGCAUCCGUUCUGUGGAGUUUUGGUGUUCGGCCUGCUGGGUGUGGGUCUGGCGGCGCCUCAUGGACAUGGUCAUGCGACUAGCUACAGCGUGCUUACCAAACACGAGGAGCCUGCACACAAGAGUUAUGCUCAUGAUGGAGGCUAUGGAGGACAUGGAGACUAUGGAGGCUAUGGAGGCUAUGAAGGCUACGGAAGCUAUGAUGGUUUGGGCCUGGGCUACGCCAGCUACAGUCAUGGCUACGAUAAAUACGAGCCACAUCAUUAUCCCAAGUAUAAAUUUGACUAUGGUGUCAAGGAUGCGCACACGGGCGACCACAAGAGCCAGUGGGAGUCACGGGACGGCGACAAGGUGCACGGCAGCUAUUCCCUAAAGGAGGCCGAUGGCACGACACGUGUUGUGGAGUACACUGCCGAUGAUCACAACGGCUUCAACGCAGUGGUCAAGAAACUGGGACACGCCCAUCAUCCACAGGUCCACAAGAGCUACGGACAUGAUGAUAUUUAUGGCGCAGGCUACGGCUAUGGACACAAUGUGGCUCACUAUGGUGGACACGGACACGGACAUGCUAGCAGCUAUGUGAGUGUAAAGCAGAUCCACUAACACUAAGAACCUACAACCAGACGCUGUGAAUGAACUGAAUAGAACCUGAUCUGAACCCACUUGUAUAAAUCGUUAGUAGCAUACAAGUAUAUUUACAUAC